Molecule: messenger RNA, 777 nt
Organism: Arachis duranensis
Lineage: Eukaryota; Viridiplantae; Streptophyta; Magnoliopsida; Fabales; Fabaceae
Product: ATP synthase subunit d, mitochondrial
Exons: 5
Coding region: 120-626 (168 amino acids)
Biological process (GO): proton motive force-driven ATP synthesis
Molecular function (GO): proton transmembrane transporter activity
Source: RefSeq, a predicted model, not a curated record
UGAGCUCACACAGCUCCCCAAAAACAGCAUCUCUUUGCCUUUGCCGUUUGGUGGCCGAGAAAAUCAGCGAGAAAAUUUCAGAGCGACAGAAAAGAAAAGUAAAGAAAGAGGAAGGAAAAAUGAGCGGAUCGGUGAAGAAGGUUACCGAUGUGGUGUUCAAGGCCGGAAAGAACAUCGACUGGGACGGAAUGGCGAGGCUCAUCGUCUCCGACGAGGCUCGCAGGGAGUUCAAUAACCUUCGUCGUACCUUCGACGAGGUUAACUCGCAGCUCCAAACCAAGUUUAGUCAGGAGCCAGAGCCCAUAGAUUGGGAGUAUUAUAGGAAGGGAAUUGGCUCUCGUUUGGUGGACAUGUACAAGGAGCAUUACGAGAGCAUAGAGAUCCCCAAAUAUGUUGACACAGUGACUCCUCAAUAUAAAACUAAAUUCGAUCAACUAUUAGUUGAGCUUAAAGAAGCCGAGCAGAAGUCUCUCAAGGAGUCAGAGCGUUUAGAGAAGGAAAUAGCUGAUGUACAAGAAAUGAAGGCCAAGAUUAAUACCAUGACAUAUGAUGAGUACUUUGCCAAGCAUCCUGAACUGUUGAAGAAGUAUGAAGAUGAAAUCAGGAACGAUUACUGGGGCUAUUAAAUUGUUCAAAACUUCAGUGUGUAGCAAAACAUCAGAAGCUGGUGUUCCCAUGCUGGUUUAAUAAUAAUUACUGCAGUGAUUUCUUUGUAACUCUGUUCUCUUUUUUAACUUCCAAGUUCUUUAUAUAAACCCAUUUUCGGAGUUACCAUAA